AUGAUGGAUACUUUACCAUCUACAACAACAACUACAACUACGACAUCUGUAGAUAAUGAUACAUUUACCAUUAAAACAGAAGUACCUAUUACCAUUAUACCAACACCUAAACAUGAUACUUCUGCAGCCUAUGCAAAGAGUCAAGACGACUUUUCAAGUAGUGUAUUUGACCAAAUAGUGACAGCUAUCAAACUGAACAACUCCAACAUGUUACAGCAGAUAGUCAACAAGGAUCAACAAGGUUUUAGAGCUGCUGUCAAUGACUAUGACUCUAAAGGAAAGACACCUCUCUACAUUGCAACACAAGAUAAAUGUUAUACAGAAUUGGUUCUAUUACUAUUGGAACAAGGUGCCAAUGUUAAUAAACAAGUUAAUCUCUCAGAUAGUGAAAAUACUACUACUACUACUACUACCUCUACUUCUACUUCGACAACAAUUGUAACACCAACAACACCGUUUUCAUUGGAUGGAUAUAGUAAACCAGCCAAUCGAGAAUCGGUAAUACAUUUGGUUGCUAGAUCGGGUGAUUCCGAUUUAUUGACACUUUUCAUUGAACACAAGGCAGACCGUGAUGUAUUGGAUUCAGUCAAUCGUACUCCAAUCAUGUUGGCUGCUGCCAAUGGUAAAACUGAAUGUGCAAGAUUAUUGGUAUUAUCAACAAUUAAUUUAACAUUGAUUGAUUUAUAUCAAAAGACAGCAUUACAUUUGGCAUUGGAUUUUGGUAAUGAAGAUAUUGCAGGAACUAUAACUCACAACGGAGGUGAUUUAACCGUUAGAUAUCAUUACAAACCUGCGACACAGAAAGGAAAACAACGUAUUGUUACACAAACAUUGUCGGGUGAUCCAAGUGGUCUCCCAGAGAUUGCUAUCAUUGGACAAUUGGAUCGUUAUGGACAUAUUCGUCGUGACUCUCAAGCUCUUAAAGAAACACAGUUGUUACAAUCAAUCCAAGAACAAACAGAUGACUUGGCUGCAGACCAAGAGGAACCAGCAGAAUUGACACGUGAACAAAUAGAAUUGGAAUUGAGUAGAGCUGCCAAAUGGUGUAGAAUGAUGAAGAAUUGGGUACCUGGUAAAAAGAGACCAAGUAAAGUUGAUUCUAGAGCAAUCAAGGGUAUACCAGACCGUGUGCGUGGACAAGCUUGGAGAUUAUUGUCAGAGAGUGAUUUGAUGCUUCAAAAGAACAAGACACUCUACGAAUCACUUUUAGAACAAUCGUCACAGAGUGAGUUGGUCAUUGACUUGGAUGUCAAUCGUGCCAGCAGAAACCAUAUUUACUUUAGAGAACGUUAUGGACAAGGUCAAAUAUCAUUGUUUAACGUACUCAAAGCAUACAGCAACUAUGACCAAGAGAUUGGCUAUACACAGGGUAUGAGUUCAAUCGCAACCCUCCUAGUCAUGUACCUGCCAGAGAAUGAAGCAUUUUGGACAAUGGAAAGAAUCAUGAACAAACCAGAAUAUGGAAUGCGUGAUCUCUUUACAUCUGGUCUACCAAAAGUACAUCAAAUGAUGUAUGUCUAUGAUAGAUUAUUAGAACAACAUGUACCUUUGGUUUAUAAACAUUUUGAAUCAAUGAGUAUAGCAUCAGUAAUUUAUGCAACAAAAUGGUUUAUUAUUUGUUUCUUGGAUACAUUGCCAUUUUCAAUAUGUCUUAGAUUGUGGGACCUUAUAUUUAGUAAGGGGUACAAUAUAGUGUAUUCUGUUGCCAUUACAUUGAUUAAAAUGAAUGAAAGAAAUCUACUCGACAAACCUUUUGAAGAUUGUUUCCAAGUUUUCAAGAGUAUUGAAGAUAUGAAACUGAAUGAAGAUACAUUCAUUGCCAUGGUCAUGAAAAAUAAGUUUAGUUCUAAAAAAAUUGAAGCCUUGGAGAAAAGUAAUAAUUAA
Messenger RNA from Cavenderia fasciculata, 1884 nucleotides. RefSeq names its product ankyrin repeat-containing protein. The record is from RefSeq and is a predicted model, not a curated record. The transcript has 4 exons. Gene Ontology annotation, molecular function: protein binding. Bases 1 to 1884 code for a protein of 627 amino acids. Lineage: Eukaryota; Evosea; Eumycetozoa; Acytosteliales; Cavenderiaceae.